Schistosoma bovis is the source of this 1352-nucleotide messenger RNA. Lineage: Eukaryota; Metazoa; Platyhelminthes; Trematoda; Strigeidida; Schistosomatidae. The record is from the annotation of a GenBank genome assembly.
AAUGUUCCAAACAUUUCUUCAAACCUGUGCUUAAAUAUAGGUCAGGUUGCGCGCCAUCAUUAGUUUCGUUACUUGGUCGGCUCGACCGUUUCAUCGUGCAUCCUAUCUUUUCUGUAUGUUCUAGAUUGUUCACUUUUAGUUGCAGUAUCUAUUUCUUCACCGGCUCACUGAAAACAAAACGUGUAUCAUAUAGGGCUUCUAGUGGAUUAUGUUUGGACCACACCCACCAAAAUCUUUGGGUUACUGCAUGAAACUUGCUCUACAUGAGACCCUUCAUAAUAUAAACCAAAACAUAUGUUUGACGACUAGACUGUCAAGAACCAGUUAUGAGGAUUUGGUUGAAAUGAUUUCUCAGUUAAAUCAACUGUGUAUCACUACGUUUGAAGAACAGUGUUCUUUCGUAAAGUUCGCUUUGAAAAAACAACAGGAAAACCUUUUCUGGCGAUUAUCGGCUAAAGUCUUCUGUAGAAUUUCAAAGAAAAACCGUUCAAUAUACAGAACUUAUGAGCUUAUCGAAUUUUUGCGGUUAUAUGAUGAGAUUAUCCGCUUCAAGUCACUGAUUGAUUCUCAACCUGAGAUGCCGGAUUUUGCUAAGGAAAUUUCCAAUGAUCCUUGUUGUAUCUGCUUGGAUAGAGAGCCCGACACUGUUCUUGCUUGUAUGCACUCAUUCUGUCAACCAUGCAUUAACAAAUGGGCCGGAAUUAGUUACCAGUUGCCGUCAGCAAGUUCGGAAUCGUCUGUUUCUGGUCAAGGAUCCAGCAGCUGCAGACCUUCAGGUGUUAAUCGCACUCAGUGCCCCAUCUGUAGGUCUACGUACACAAAUACCUCUACAUCUUGGGAGUUGAUUGGCAUUCAGUCUCCAAAAAAUCAUAGAUAUCAAAUCUCAGAUACAUUUCCUGAAGUUGAUGAUAAUGGUACUGAUUCCAAAGAAGAAACAUCUUUCACCGUUAUUGGCCAUAAACAUAAUCCAACAGAGAAUGUUUAAAUUGUCUAUUAGUUUCAUUGUAACACACUGUACAGUAACUUCAGAUUACUACACACUUUACUCCUAUCUUCAAUAAUACAUUUCAUCUGAUUUUUUAUGAGCACAGGUGUUUGAAAUACUUAAUCAAAGUUUUCCACUGAACGAAGAAAUGAUAUAGUAACCACCAACCUUUUACCAAAGCCUUGAGAAAAGUAUAAAAGUUAAUUAAUACUUUUCAUAAUUUCCUGAUCUUUAUAUUUAUGACAUUUGAUAUGUAUGAUUAAACUCUCUACCUAUAUUUGGAUAUAUGUUUGUCCAAUUUUGAAUUCUAAGCAAGUAAAGUUGAGUCACUUAUUUCCUCUGGUUAAAUCUGAAAAAUUCUUUUCCG